CCUCCUCAAAUCCACCCAUCAAAAUCACAAAACCCCUCCGUAAUCAGAAGCUUCCUCUCCUCCUCCCUUUUUCUCUUUUUUUUUUCCCUUUCUUUCACUUCACUCCUGUCUCCCUCUCACUCUCUUGCCACUAUAUAUAUUCACCAUCUCUCUCUUCCCGAUUCAAUUCAAGCCCCGAGGCACCCGUGUCAUUGAAUUCCCAAAGCUCAUUCAUGGCUUCGUCCCUGCUGCUGGUUGGCUUCAUCAUCACCUUCCCCUGCCUCGUCUCCGUUUCCCUGUCAGAGACCCUUUUACUCCCCUUAAUCCACUCCCUCUCCCACGCCCACCCGCAGUUCAACUCCACCCACCACCUCCUCCGCGCCGCCUCCGCCCGCUCCGCCGCCCGCUUCCGCCUCCGCCACCGCCACCAACGCCACCUCCCCCGGCAGGCCUCCCUCCCUCUCUCCCCGGGCAGCGACUACACCCUCUCCCUCACCCUCCACUCGCAGGCCGUGUCGCUCUACAUGGACACCGGCAGCGACCUCGUCUGGGUCCCCUGCUCGCCCUUCACCUGCAUCCUCUGCGACGGCAAGCCCAAGCCCGCCCCCGUCGCCCUCAACUCCUCCUCCUCCACCUCCGACGUCACCUGCAAGUCCUCCGCGUGCAGGGCCGUCCACUCUCCUCUCUCCUCCUCCUCCGACAUCUGCGCGAUGGCUCGUUGUCCCCUCGAAGACAUCGAAAUCUCCGACUGCGCCGCCUACCAAUGCCCGCAGUUCUACUACGCCUACGGCGACGGCAGCCUCGUUGGCCGCCUGAAGAAAGGCAUCGUCACCAUACCCACCUCGUCGCCGCCUCUCGUCCUCCGCAACUUCACCUUCGGCUGCGCCCACACCGCCCUCGGCGAGCCCCUCGGCGUCGCCGGCUUCGGCCGCGGCCCGCUCUCACUGCCGGCCCAGCUUGCCGAGUCGUCCCCGCAGCUCGGCGCUCAGUUCUCGUACUGCCUCGUCUCGCACUCGUUCGACGCCGACCAAGUUCGCCGCCCGAGCCCGCUCAUCCUCGGACGCUACGACGUGACGGAGAAGAGCUCGGAGGGUAAAGGAGGGAGCGACUUCGCGUACACGCCGAUGCUGGACAGCCCGAACAGCCCGCACUUCUACUCCGUCGGGCUGGAGGGGAUCUCCGUCGGGAGGAGGUUCAUCCCGGCGCCGGAGAAUCUACGGAGGAUCGACGGGAGGGGCGACGGAGGGGUGGUGGUGGACUCGGGGACGACGUUCACGAUGCUGCCGUCGGGGCUGUUCGGCGCGGUGGCGGCCGAGUUCGACCGCCAGCUCGGGCGGGUCAACUCGCGGCGGGCGAGGGCGGUGGAGGACAAUACCGGGCUGAGCCCGUGCUACUACGUGGACGGCGCGGGGGCCAGGGUGCCCGACGUGGAGUUCCGCUUCGCGGGCGGAUCGGGUGUGGCAAUGCCCAGGGGGAACUACUUCUACGAGUUCGUGGACGUGGACGGCGGGAAUAAGGGGAGGCGGGUGGGGUGCCUGAUGAUGAUGGACGGCGGGGACGCGACGGAGAUGGGGGGUGGGCCCGGGGCGACGCUGGGGAACUACCAGCAGCAGGGGUUUGAGGUGGUUUACGACUUGGAGGGGAGGCGCGUGGGGUUCGCGCGGAGGCAGUGCGCGUCGAUGUGGGACAGCCUCCGGCAGGGCUGACGUGUCGCUUCGGGGGUUGACUUCUUCCGGCUCGAAGAUCUUCGACUUCGAGCGAGCGUGUCGUGGGCUCCACGUGUGGUCCAUGGAGGCAUGGAGUACGGUCAAAGGGUUGAAAGAAAAUGAGAGAGAUGGGGCCAUAUUAAUUUGGCUUUUCGCUUGUGUAAAUAAAUGUGGAAGAUGUUGGUGGAAGAGAUUUGUAAAUUUUGCAAAUACAGUCGGACGGGGAUGAAUUCUUUUCUGUAAGAUAUGCUAUAUAUUCAGAAUCUUACUUUCUUCGGACAAAA
Eucalyptus grandis is the source of this 1969-nucleotide messenger RNA. RefSeq names its product probable aspartyl protease At4g16563. The transcript has a single exon. Gene Ontology annotation, cellular component: extracellular region. The record is from RefSeq and is a predicted model, not a curated record. Bases 213 to 1685 code for a protein of 490 amino acids. Gene Ontology annotation, biological process: proteolysis. Gene Ontology annotation, molecular function: aspartic-type endopeptidase activity. Lineage: Eukaryota; Viridiplantae; Streptophyta; Magnoliopsida; Myrtales; Myrtaceae.